AUGAACAAGAAGAAGGCAUGCACCGCAUGUAGGCAGCAGAAGGCUAAAUGCGAUGCAUACUUGAGCCCACACGAUGCCUGUACGCGAUGUAAACGUCUUUCGGUGCAUUGCACUAUCGUCGAUUCAUUCGAAAGGCUUCAUAAACGCAAGAGAUUAUCGGAGCUUGAACAGGAGACAGACACUCUACGCAAGCGGCUGAUGACAGAAGAUUUUCAAUCUGUCACCAUCGAGCAACGCCACGAUCACUCCAGUCCACCUUCCCAUCCUGAAGCCUCGACAGCGAGACACCACCAUGUGUCCUCGCCUUUCCGAGAAACCGGCUCGGCGUCCAUCGCUACACCUUCUCAUGCGACUAAUGAUGCAACCUCGUACAGCCAAGCAUUGUUGACGACAACCCCUCGAACGUUAAACGAAGUGACUGUGUCCGCCAGUGAUAUCAAUGGUAUCUUUGAAUUGUACUUCCAGGAAUACUCACCGUUCCUACCUGUCCUCGAUCCCAGGCCGUCGCCAGACUUGUGCUAUCAGCAAAGCCCUCUACUCUUUUGGGCCAUUAUCGGAACAGCGUGCAGAAGUUACACGCAGAACCCAACCCUGCUAAGCGCACUUACGAAGGGCAUCACCACUUCGGCAUUGCUGUCUGCGACUGCUACUGGAUCACCUUUACAACGUGUUCAGGCAUUCUUGCUUCUCGUCACAUGGCCUCUACUCGACGCUGUUGAGACUAACCAGCAAGAGGUCAACUAUGUAUUGGCUGGUCUCCUAUUGAGUUUGGCGCAAAGAAGCGGUCUACAUGUACCUGCUGGCUCUGACGAGUUCUUCAGAGCCAAGACGCCCAACCUCCCAGACAUAGGCAUAGUCAGUCGGUCGGCUCUAUGGGCUAGAAUAGUGUUGACAUAUCAGAGGAGCUCUUUGUGCAAAGGGUUUUUGGCGCAGACUUCUUACAAUAUUUCUCCUGAGAUGAGUCAAUACCAAGCCCGACAACAAACAAUGUCUCCAGCACUGAGACUACGAAUCAAGUGGCAAGACCUUUGUGUCCAGUGUGGCUCAGCUGUAUCGGAGAAUGGAAUACGUAACCUGACUCCUGACCAAGAUCGUGCUUUAUCGAUUAUUAUCAAAUCGCACGAGGUGCAGAUCAGGGAUCUGGAGCUCACCGCUGCGGAUACAGACUCCGAUCGACUCGAAUGUGAGAUUGCUCGGCUCUAUAUCCGAAGUUUUUACUUUCUGAAGCAGGACAAGACAUCUUAUGCCACCAGUUUCGACAAGAUCCAACAAACAGCACGUCAGAUCAUCAGCAAAGUAAAGGAGCUUCUGCGCAACGUGUCUAAUCCAGUCUCGAUACCAAGUUAUAUCGUCUGCGCUUUUCUCUUCGCUUCAUACGCCCUGCUUCGCAUCCUAAAGUCGUCCAUUCCAUUUCUCUCUGGAGAAAGGGACGAGGCAGAAUCAUCACUCUUCUCGGCCAUUGGCCUGUUGAAGAGCCUGUCUAUCGACAGCAACGAUAUGUGCUCUAAGUCAUGCACGUACCUUACUAAGCUUUGGAACAGUUCGAGAGCUUUCAAAAAGGCAGAUGGCACAGACAUGUUAGAUCUAAGAGCUAGAAGCCGGCUUAACGGUAGCCAUGUGGUGGAUGCCAUCUGCUGGUGGAGAGAAGAGUUUGAUCCGCAUUUCAAGGUGCAGAUGCAGAAUUUGAAGCACAGUGCUCUUGGUGAGGUUUCAAAUGCUGACUGCCAAAAAGAUCCACUGCCUGGCCAAGGUGUCCAAACCGAACAACAACAGCCAACUAUGGACUUCGUGGACAAUUCUUUGUUCGACUUUGACUACUUCAUGGGCGGAGACCUUUCCUUCCCACAAGAUCUUUUCAACUUCCCAGGUUUGGAUGUCAUCGGUUCGAGCAAUACAUGA
Aureobasidium namibiae CBS 147.97 is the source of this 1899-nucleotide messenger RNA. RefSeq lists its product as uncharacterized. Lineage: Eukaryota; Fungi; Ascomycota; Dothideomycetes; Dothideales; Saccotheciaceae. Gene Ontology annotation, cellular component: nucleus. The transcript is spliced from 6 exons. The coding region runs from base 1 to 1899 and encodes 632 amino acids. Gene Ontology annotation, molecular function: DNA-binding transcription factor activity, RNA polymerase II-specific; transcription cis-regulatory region binding; zinc ion binding. Gene Ontology annotation, biological process: regulation of DNA-templated transcription. The record is from RefSeq and is a predicted model, not a curated record.